Homo sapiens (human) is the source of this 2047-nucleotide messenger RNA. It is a transcript of the gene PTDSS2, whose product is annotated as phosphatidylserine synthase 2. NCBI's taxonomy places the organism in Eukaryota, Metazoa, Chordata, Mammalia, Primates, Hominidae. Gene Ontology annotation, molecular function: L-serine-phosphatidylethanolamine phosphatidyltransferase activity; CDP-diacylglycerol-serine O-phosphatidyltransferase activity. Gene Ontology annotation, cellular component: membrane; endoplasmic reticulum membrane. The record is from RefSeq and is marked reviewed. Gene Ontology annotation, biological process: phosphatidylserine biosynthetic process.
AGAGGUAUUGUGGCCAGUAUUUUGGUUUUCUUAUGUUUUGGAGUCACACAAGCUAAAGACGGGCCAUUUUCCAGACCUCAUCCAGCUUACUGGAGGUUUUGGCUCUGCGUGAGUGUGGUCUACGAGCUGUUUCUCAUCUUUAUACUCUUCCAGUUGCCACCACUAACUGUAGCCCCGCUGACGGGGGCACUGGCCUUGCAGACUGUCCAGGACGGCCGGCAGUUUCUAAAGUAUGUUGACCCCAAGCUGGGAGUCCCACUGCCAGAGAGAGACUACGGGGGAAACUGCCUCAUCUACGACCCAGACAAUGAGACUGACCCCUUUCACAACAUCUGGGACAAGUUGGAUGGCUUUGUUCCCGCGCACUUUCUUGGCUGGUACCUGAAGACCCUGAUGAUCCGAGACUGGUGGAUGUGCAUGAUCAUCAGCGUGAUGUUCGAGUUCCUGGAGUACAGCCUGGAGCACCAGCUGCCCAACUUCAGCGAGUGCUGGUGGGAUCACUGGAUCAUGGACGUGCUCGUCUGCAACGGGCUGGGCAUCUACUGCGGCAUGAAGACCCUUGAGUGGCUGUCCCUGAAGACGUACAAGUGGCAGGGCCUCUGGAACAUUCCGACCUACAAGGGCAAGAUGAAGAGGAUCGCCUUCCAGUUCACGCCGUACAGCUGGGUUCGCUUCGAGUGGAAGCCGGCCUCCAGCCUGCGUCGCUGGCUGGCCGUGUGCGGCAUCAUCCUGGUGUUCCUGUUGGCAGAACUGAACACGUUCUACCUGAAGUUUGUGCUGUGGAUGCCCCCGGAGCACUACCUGGUCCUCCUGCGGCUCGUCUUCUUCGUGAACGUGGGUGGCGUGGCCAUGCGUGAGAUCUACGACUUCAUGGAUGACCCGAAGCCCCACAAGAAGCUGGGCCCGCAGGCCUGGCUGGUGGCGGCCAUCACGGCCACGGAGCUGCUCAUCGUGGUGAAGUACGACCCCCACACGCUCACCCUGUCCCUGCCCUUCUACAUCUCCCAGUGCUGGACCCUCGGCUCCGUCCUGGCGCUCACCUGGACCGUCUGGCGCUUCUUCCUGCGGGACAUCACAUUGAGGUACAAGGAGACCCGGUGGCAGAAGUGGCAGAACAAGGAUGACCAGGGCAGCACCGUCGGCAACGGGGACCAGCACCCACUGGGGCUGGACGAAGACCUGCUGGGGCCUGGGGUGGCCGAGGGCGAGGGAGCACCAACUCCAAACUGACCUGGGCCGUGGCUGCCUCGUGAGCCUCCCAGAGCCCAGGCCUCCGUGGCCUCCUCCUGUGUGAGUCCCACCAGGAGCCACGUGCCCGGCCUUGCCCUCAAGGUUUUUUGCUUUUCUCCUGUGCACCUGGCGAGGCUGAAGGCGAGGGGUGGAGGAGGCCCCAGCACAGCCUCAUCUCCAUGUGUACACGUGUGUACGUGUGUAUGCGUGUGUGUACGCGUGUGUACGCGCGUGUGUACACAUGCGUGGCCGCCUGUGGUGUGCACGUGUGCUCUGGGCUCCGAGGCUUCUCCAGAGCUGGGAGCUGGCUGGCGUGGCAAGGGCAUGCUCUGGGGCAGUGUGUCCCUCAGGAACCAGGGUCCUCCCUCCCCUUUCUGCCUGGUCAGCCCCGUGGCCUCUGGCCCACCAAGCUCCCUGUCACCCAGCCAUGGUGUGGUCCAGGCAGGGACAUCUCGGUACCCUUUCUGCACUCCGUGGGCCCUGGGUGCGCUGAGGCCUGGAGGCGUCUACACUGGCUCCACAUCCACUUCCCCCGCAGCUCGUGUGGGCGCUCGUCCACAAACACUCCGUGGCUGAGAGGCAGCGGAUCCAGGCAGCGAUGCUGAGCCACCUCCUCCGAGCCUUCCUUUCACACAGACCACCCCGGAGGACACGUGGAUGAUGGGGUCAGAGAUCACUGAGCUGCCCCUCAAGGGGGCCUGGAACCCGGGUGCUGGGGUCAUGCUGCCUCCGUGGCUCCAAGGUGAGGGUCAUCUUCACGAGCAAAGAGAACCAAUAAAGUGACAACGAACGUCUGAGGCUUCCAGCCCUCCCCCCA